CGCGUGUUGUCGCUUUUCUCUUUUUCUCGAGAACAGUGCGUUUACCUGUCGCGACUCAUUUUUCUUCGUCGCUUUGUUGUCUCUUAGUUUGUCAAAAAUUUGCGCUUUUCGAAAUUCCUAUCCGCGACUUCACUAUGCCAUCGGUAUUUAACGUAUACUGCACUCUUGAUCCGCGCACGUGACACGGCACGGACGUUUUUCACAUAUCCGCGUUAUUUAUUUCCGCCGUUUCCUCGCGAUCGCCGGAACCGCGCAACGGAAGAAACGUAGGCGACCGAACGCAACAUCGGAAGUUGUUAAAUGCCGCACGACAGACUCUCAUCGGAAACAACAGGAUGCCGAGAUUCUACAUUCGCGAUCAAUAAAAAGUUCGAAAAGAGAACAAGAAGAGAAGAUGUUGUAAAAAUUGACAAGCUAAACUGACUAAUCUCCAGAUUACACUCGUCAAGUGGCAGAAUGACAUCGAUGUCACGUACGUUAUUCCCAUCGAUGAAACAAACUUUAGUCACUUCGAUCUCGUUCUCUGAAACAUUGUCGUCUGUCAAGGUAGUAAGAAGAUUUCUUUAAUCCCCACGACAGCGUCUUUAGAUCUUCACUGUCAUAAACUAGAUUUUGUCGAUUGAACAAAGAUUCCUGCAAUCGAGAGAAUUAAAGAAUCGACUUGAUCUCUUUUGUGUGCGAUUGAUUUUGAUUCCGGAAAAUAAUGACAAAUAUGACGACAAUGGAUCUCUUGGAUUACGCUCAGAACAUCACUCACAACAACUUGACGUACAACGGCACGAACUGCGACGCCGAUCUGCCGAUUAUCGCUCUGGUCAAUCAGAUCCUGUACUCCAUCGUUUGCGUGGUCGGACUUCUCGGCAACACUCUGGUCAUCUACGUCGUUCUCCGUUUCUCGAAGAUGAAGACGGUGACGAACAUGUACAUCGUAAAUUUGGCGAUCGCGGACGAGUGCUUUCUAGUGGGAAUACCGUUUUUGGUGACGACCAUCAGCUUGCGCAGUUGGAUCUUCGGUGAAAUUAUGUGCAAAGUGUACAUGACCACCACGAGCAUCAAUCAGUUCACCAGUAGCAUCUUCCUGUUCAUUAUGAGCGCCGAUCGCUACAUAGCCGUGUGUCAUCCGAUAUCCUCCCCGAAGAUACGCACGUCGUUUAUUUCGAAAAUAGUCUCGCUUACCGCCUGGACCACCAGUGUUCUCUUUAUGGUUCCCGUGUUCCUUUACGCGAACGCCAUAGAAUCUCCGGAAGGUAUCGUCAGCUGUAACAUUUACUGGCCGAACGAUCACGGCGGUCAGACCACGUUCACGCUUUAUACGCUUAUUUUGGGCUUUGCUGUUCCUCUGGUGCUUAUACUGAUCUUCUACUUUCUGGUAAUCAGGAAACUGCGAACUGUAGGUCCGAAGAACAAGUCGAAGGAGAAGAAACGCUCGCACCGAAAAGUCACCAAGCUGGUUCUAACGGUGAUUACCGUCUACGUGUUUUGCUGGUUGCCCUAUUGGGUUACCCAAGUGGCGUUGAUCUACACUCCGCCGAAACAAUGUCAGUCCAGCAUCAGCAUCACCAGCUUUCUUCUGGCCGGUUUUCUCAGCUACAGCAACAGCGCGAUGAAUCCGAUUCUGUACGCUUUUCUCAGCGACAACUUCAAGAAGAGCUUCCUGAAGGCGUGCACCUGCGCGGCCGGCAAGGACGUGAACGCGACGUUGCACAUCGAAAAUAGCGUGUUUCCUCGAAAGAACAAAGGCACCAACAUCGACCGGCUUCAUUCCAAUCGGAUCACAUCCGCGCAAUCGAAAUUGGAGCUCGAAGACGAGGAGGCGGAAAGAGGAUUGCUCAUCAGCAAGACCUCCACGACCACGGUAACCAUGACCUCGCGAUCCAACAUCACAAUUAGCAGCGAGCCCAAGGACCCCGUCAAGAACGGCGCGCAGUUGACCCUAUUGACGCAGGUUUAAGCUCUCGCCAGGAUCCUG
Messenger RNA from Pseudomyrmex gracilis, 1969 nucleotides. Its product is annotated as somatostatin receptor type 2-like. The coding region runs from base 704 to 1951 and encodes 415 amino acids. Gene Ontology annotation, biological process: G protein-coupled receptor signaling pathway. Gene Ontology annotation, cellular component: membrane; neuron projection. Lineage: Eukaryota; Metazoa; Arthropoda; Insecta; Hymenoptera; Formicidae. Gene Ontology annotation, molecular function: peptide binding; somatostatin receptor activity. The record is from RefSeq and is a predicted model, not a curated record. The transcript has 2 exons.